AUGGCGCUCAACGCGAGAGAUCGCAGGGCCUACAGGACCGACGAUAAAUACCAAAACGGUGUCAUCAGCGAGGAGAACCGUAGGAAAAUCAUCGACAACUACCUGCCGACACCCGAGGAAGACACGAGACAGCAAUGGCGAGAGGGAGAUGUUCCUCGUCCCGGCCGGUUUGGCCUGCGACGCGCACUUCGUCAGAAGCUUCACCUGUUCAUUUACACCGUCAUCCACGCCAUAUUCUCUCUGUACAUUAGGAUACGACAGGCAUGGCACCUGGUGUGCUAUCAUGUCUCCUCCGUCAUGUUCUACCACCACCGGACACCAGAGUACAUUGAGCGCGACGUCGUGGGGCUGAAGAAGAAGCCCAAGCACCUUAGCGUGAUUCUGAAGAUGGAAGAGGGCGGCAGACAUGGAGCUGAGCUGGAGAGACUGGUUGGCGAGGCGGCUGAGAUUGCUGUCUGGUGCGUUUGCGCCAAAAUCUCCGUCUUGACAGUGUACGAGCGGACAGGCCUACUCAAGCGCUACCUGCCUCACGUCCAGCAGGCCAUCAUCCAAAAGUCUCGCGCCUACUUUGGCCGACACCAGCCCUCUCUCACCGUAGCCAUGCCUCACGCCGACGAAAUCCUCAAGUCCCCGGCCCACGGUGACUUCGCCAGCGUCGACCCGCGCCACCUCAAGGUCCUCUUCAUCUCCGCCGAGGACGGCCGCGAGUCCAUGGUCGACCUCACGCGCACUCUCGCCGAGAUGUCCCAGAGGGGCAAGAUCCACCCCCGCGAUAUCAGCAUCGACCUCAUCGACGCCGAGCUGUCCGAGGGCAUCAUGCCCGAGCCUGACCUGCUCAUCCACUUCGGUCCCUAUGUCGACCUCGACGGUUAUCCUCCCUGGCCCAUCCGCCUCACCGAGAUUUUCUGCCUGCCCGACAACCAGGGCGUCGGUUACCAGGUCUUCUUGAGGGCGCUCCGCAACUUCGCAAGCGCACAGUUUCGCAAAGGCAAAUAA
This is a messenger RNA of Colletotrichum chrysophilum, 996 nucleotides long. RefSeq lists its product as uncharacterized. Bases 1 to 996 code for a protein of 331 amino acids. The record is from RefSeq and is a predicted model, not a curated record. Lineage: Eukaryota; Fungi; Ascomycota; Sordariomycetes; Glomerellales; Glomerellaceae. Gene Ontology annotation, cellular component: dehydrodolichyl diphosphate synthase complex; endoplasmic reticulum membrane. The transcript has 3 exons. Gene Ontology annotation, molecular function: ditrans,polycis-polyprenyl diphosphate synthase [(2E,6E)-farnesyl diphosphate specific] activity.